CUCAAGGCAUCCCAUGAAUUGAUGAAAGGCGAUAUCAGAAAGCUGGUUUCAGAUGGACUCAACAGAGAAGCGCUGUCUGUAUACUCUCAACUGCACUCCACUGGGUUUCGCCCUGACUAUUUCACCUUUCCUUUUAUCCUCAAAGCCUGUGGAAAGCUCCACAAUGCUUCCCUCGGUUGCCAGAUGCAUGCCUACGUCCAGAAGUCUGGUUUCCUGGCCGAUGUUUACACUCGCACAGCUCUCACAGAUAUGUACAUGAAGCUUCAUCUCUUCGAAGAUGCUAUCAAGGUGUCCAAAGAAAUGCCUGAGAGAAAUUUGGCUUCUCUAAACGCGACGAUAUCCGGAUUCUCGCGAAAUGGGUAUUUGGGAGAAGCUUUGCGGGGCUUCAAACAAGUUUGUGCUACAGGGUUGCGGCCAAAUUCAGUCACCAUUGCUAGUGUACUACCUGCCUGUGAAAUUACAGAGCACGGCUUGCAAAUUCAUUGCCUUGCGAUUAAAUUGGGAUUUGAGGUGGAUGUUUAUGUAGCCACUGCAACAGUUACAAUGUAUUCGAAUUGUAAGGACUCUGUCUCUGCUACGAGGAUGUUCUGUGGGAUUCCAAAUAAGAAUGUUGUGAGCUACAAUACUUUGAUCUCAGGUUUCCUGCAGGAUGGGUUGACUCGUUUGGUCCUUAAUUUGUUUAACGAAAUGAGGGAAUCCUUGGGCAGGGAAUCCAGUCCAGUUACUUUUGCUUCCGUUCUCUCAGCGUGCUCAGAACUUUCAGAUCACCGAUUAGGUAGGCAGGUCCAUUGUCUCUCCUUGAAAUAUGUGUUUGGUUCUGAUGUCAUGGUGGGAACGGCACUCCUAAACAUGUACUCCAAAUUUGGGAGCUGGGUCCCGGCCUAUGAGAUCUUCAAGGAGCUCGGUAGCAGUAGGAACUUAAUAACGUGGAAUUCCAUGAUCUCAGGACUAAUGUUGAAUGAUCAGUGUGAUGCUGCCGUUCAGCUUUUUGAAGAGUUAGGAGUUGAUGGAUUGGAGCCUGAUUCAGCCACUUGGAAUUCAAUGAUUAGUGGAUUUGCACAGCUACGGAAAGGGUAUGAAGCUUAUACAUUCUUUAAUAAAAUGCAAUCAGCAGGUGUAACCCCAAAUUUAAAAUCAAUUACUAGUCUUUUAGUGGCAUGUUCAACCAUGUCUGCUCUCCUAUGUGGAAAGGAGAUCCAUGGGUACAUAAUCAGGACUGGUGUAGAUGCUGAUGAAAUGAUCUGCACUGCCCUCAUUGAUUUGUACAUGAAAUGUGGAUGUUCUUCUUGGGCUCGCAAUAUUUUCGAUCAGAUUGAAAGUUCUGAUGAUCCAGCAUUAUGGAAUGCAAUGAUCUCUGGAUAUGGGAGGAAUGGGGAAAUCAAAUCUGCACUUGAAAUAUUCAACCUGAUGAAGAAAGAGGGAAUACAACCAAAUUUGGUUACUUUCACUUGUGUUAUAUCAGCAUGCAGCCACAACGGUUGUAUUGACGAGGGAUUUGAAAUCUUUAGGAUGAUGAGUAGGGAUUGUGGUUUGAGCCCGACCACCGUACACUUUAGUGGCAUGGUUGAUCUCUUGGGUCGAGCAGGGCUGCUCAAAGAGGCUAGGGACUUGAUUCAAGAAAUGCCAGAACCUCCUCCUUCAGUUUUUUCCUCUCUGCUUGGUGCUGCUUCUUUUCACUCAGAUAGUAAACUUGGUGAAGAAAUGGCUGUAAAGCUUUCAGAAUUAGAGCCCACAAACCCGACUCCUUACGUUAUUCUGUCCAAUAUAUAUGCCACACAAGGUAGGUUUGCAGAUGUAGAAAGAGUAAGAGAGAUGAUGAGGGAACGUGGGUUGAGGAAACUUCCAGGUCAUAGUUUGUUAUGAGUGAAGCAAUUAAGCUCGAUGCAGAUAAAGCACACAUGAAACAAAUGAAGUGAUUAUUAGGGGUUCAAAGAUGAAGCAAGAAAUCACCUCUCCGAGAGUAGGGAUGACACCAACAACUUCAUCUUCCUCGGCAGCCACUACAUAAACCCUGUGAACUGAAUUGGAAACAAGAGUCUCAAUCACAUCACGGUGAAUGGCAUCAGGCAUGCACAUUAAUGUUUGACAUCCUUUCCAUGUUGAAGCGAUGGUAUUUACAAAGUCCUUUGCAAUGAGCUAUCUGCAUGAAAAACAAGCAAAAGGGUAAUCAAAAUUUACCCAAUACAACAGCAAGUAGUGAACAAGCUAAUGAUCUCCUAGAAAUGGUAAUUGGAACACUAAUGCUUUGUGAUCUUAGAUAGCUGCUAUUGGUUACACAAUAUUAACUUCUGUGAUAAGUAAAUUUCUUCAUCAAUCCGAGUUUUGUGAUUGAAUUGUACUGUUCACUGGAACCUGAGGUUACUUUGGGCGUGACAGCCAUAAAUUUUCAUUAUGUUUGUUAAACGUCUUAACUUUUUGGAUGAAAGAAUACCUGAAAUUAGAGAAGAAUCCAGGUUUGAG
Molecule: messenger RNA, 2460 nt
Organism: Telopea speciosissima
Lineage: Eukaryota; Viridiplantae; Streptophyta; Magnoliopsida; Proteales; Proteaceae
Product: pentatricopeptide repeat-containing protein At2g02750
Exons: 1
Coding region: 22-1863 (613 amino acids)
Biological process (GO): RNA modification
Molecular function (GO): protein binding; RNA binding
Source: RefSeq, a predicted model, not a curated record